UUGAAAUACACAGUUUACGUCAAUGCGGUACCGAAAAGACUUAUUUGGGACAUCUACACUGAUAUAUAGGAAUAUUGUCAUUCAUGCAAAAGUGCUGCACUAUGGCUUGGUAGCACCUUGCAGCACAACAUGGGGAUUGGGACUCAGCUCUUGCUCCUGCUCUGGAAGAACAUCACUUACCGCAGGAGGAACAAGAUCCAGUUGAUUAUCGAGCUGGUCUGGCCUCUGUUCCUGUUCCUCAUCCUCAUCUCAGUGCGUCACUCUCAUCCUCCCUACAAACAGAGCAAAUGUCAUUUCCCCAACAAGGCACUUCCCUCAGCAGGCACCCUGCCAUGGGUUCAGGGGAUCAUCUGCAACAUCAACAACCCCUGCUUCCACAGCCCCACUCAGGGGGAGACCCCAGGGCGGGUGGGCAACUUUGACAACUCCAUACUCUCUCGACUCUUAGUGGACUCCCAGACAAUCUUGUCCUACAGUGGUAACCAGACAGCCUUCUCUGGCUUUCAGGACCUUCUAGAUACUAUACGGAGACUUGGAGAGAGGCCAGGCACCUGGCCAAAUCUUCCUGUGGGAGAAUACCUGCGAGCCAAUCAGACCUUCUCCAACUUUCUCUUGACCAAUGGCAGCCUGUCUCCCUCUGCCCUAGACCAGCUGUUUAGGGCUCGCCUGAACUUUCAGGUGGUGUCUCUGGCAGGCACUGGAGUGAUGCUGAAGGACAUUGUGUGCAAUUCCACUGUGCUGAGCCAGUUCCUCACUGUAGAUCAAGAGGAUUCUAUGGCGGAGCUGCAGAGCCAGCUCUGUGCCAUCCCAGCCGACUCCCUGCAGCAAGCAGAGCAGCUCUUCCUCUCCCAGCUGGACUUCAGCAAGUUCUUCACGAGAGACAGACUGAGGGCCAACGCCGGUGACCUCCGGGUCAUCAGUCAAGCGGUCACCUCCGUGUCCAAGGAGUUGGCAGUACUCAUGGAUGACCUGUCCUCUCUCUCCAGCUUUAGGGAGUUGAACUCGGAGCUGCGUCUGCUCUCGCCAGAGAACCGCUCGGCCCUGCCGCGGGAGAGCUUCAGGGCCUUCUCCAGGAUUAUGUGUGGCCACCCUGAGGUGGGCGGCGAGAGGAUCCCUUCACUCAACUGGUACGAGGACAACGACAUCAAGUCCUUUCUGGGCAAGAACGGCACCGAGGACAACAACAUGGACAAGGACAACGUCACCACCCCGUACUGUAAAAGCUUGAUCCAGAGCCUGGAGUCCAACCCACUGUCUCGCAUCGUGUGGCGAGGGAUCAAGCCCCUGUUCAUUGGCAAGCUGCUGUACACACCAGACACCCCUGCCGUACACAACGUCAUGAAAGAGGUGAACAAGACCUUCCAGGACCUGCAGAUCCUACAGGAGCUGAAUGGUGCCUGGAUGGAGGUGGGACCUGGUAUCAAGACCUACAUGGAGAGUAGUGUGGAGAUACAGCUGCUGCAGGAUCUGCUGAGGCGGCCAGAGGUAGCCGUGUUGGUCAACCUGCAGCUGGAGGACACUCCCUGGACGGCCAAGCGCAUUGCCCGCUUCCUGUCCACGCCCAACGAACCCAGGAAAGAAGGAGCGCCCCCUACCUGGCUGGAUGUGUACACCGACCUGAACAACACCAUCACCACCCUGGCUCAAGUCACCCAAUGUUUCUCCCUGAACAAGCUGGAGGGUGCUGCCACAGAGGGCCAGAUGAUUGACAGGGCCUUGGAGCUGCUGGGGGAGAGAGAGUUCUGGGCUGGGAUAGUGUUCCUCCUGCCCAAUACCACCUCACCCGAUCUGCCCCCUCACGUCACAUACAAGAUCCGUAUGGACAUCGACGAUGUCGCACGCACCAACAAGAUCAAGGACAGGUUCUGGGACCCAGGCCCAGCAGCGGACCCCUUCAGUGACAUGCGCUACAUCUGGGGGGGCUUUGUGUACGUACAGGACCUGGUGGAGAGAGCUGUGGCCCGCGUGCUGAGUGGUGUGGAGCAGACCACUGGCCUCUACAUCCAGCAGAUGCCCUACCCCUGCUACGUGGAUGACGUUUUCCUACGUGUGCUGAACCGCUCGCUGCCCCUGUUCAUGACGCUGGCGUGGAUCUACUCGGUGGCCAUGAUCAUCAAGGGCGUGGUGUACGAGAAGGAGGCGCGGCUCAAGGAGACCAUGAGGAUCAUGGGGCUUGGUACAGGCCAGCUGUGGGUCAGCUGGUUCAUCAGCAGCCUGGUGCCCUUCCUGGUCAGCGCCGGCCUCCUCAUUGCUCUGCUCAAGUGGGGGGACAUCCUGCCCUACAGCAACCCGACUGUGGUGUUCUUCUUCCUGACGGCUUUCGCUACGGCCACCAUCAUGCAGUGUUUCCUCAUCAGCACCUUCUUCUCCCGGGCCAACCUGGCGGCCGCCUGCGGAGGCCUCAUCUACUUCGCCCUCUACCUGCCCUACGUGCUGUGUGUGGCCUGGAGAGACCACCUCACCACCACACACCGUGUCCUAGCCAGCCUGUUUUCCCCUGUGGCCUUUGGCUUUGGCUGUGAGUAUUUCUCCCAGUACGAGGAGCAAGGAGUGGGCAUCCAGUGGUUCAACCUGCAUUCCAGCCCCAUGGAGGGAGACACCUACAAUUUCACCACGUCCAUAAUCAUGCUGCAUAUCGAUGCAUGUAUCUACGCUCUGGCCACCUGGUACAUUGAAGCUGUUUUCCCAGGUGAAUAUGGGGUGCCCAGGCCAUGGAAUUUCGUGUUCAGUUUGAACUAUUGGGGAGGAAUUCCUCUAGAGGCCGGCAUACCCAUCCCUCCUGCUCCCAGAGGACAGGGAGGAGAUCGAAUCGAAGCCGACCCCUCUCACCUCAUACUGGGUGUGGCCAUCCGCAACCUGGUCAAAAUCUAUAAGCAAGGCGCCAAGCUGGCGGUCAACCACCUCAAUCUCAAGUUCUACGAAGGCCAGAUCACCUCUUUCCUGGGGCACAACGGUGCUGGCAAAACAACCACCAUGUCUAUCCUGACGGGUCUGUUUCCCCCCACGGCUGGGACCGUGUACAUUAAGGGCAUGGACAUCCGCACUGACAUGGACAUCAUCAGGAAGACCCUGGGAGUGUGUCCUCAGCACAAUGUCCUUUUUGACAUUCUGACCGUAGAGGAGCAUGUGUGGUUCUAUGGUCGUCUGAAGGGCCUAUCAGGCGACGAGGUGAGGAAGGAGUUGGACACUCUCCUGGAGGACGUGGGCCUGCUGCACAAACGCCACGAACAGACCAGGAACCUGUCUGGUGGUAUGCAGAGGAAGCUGUCGGUGGCCAUAGCAUUUGUGGGGGGCUCUAAGGUGGUGGUCCUGGAUGAGCCCACAGCUGGGGUGGACCCCUAUUCCCGUCGAGGCAUUUGGGACCUGCUGCUCAAGUACCGCAAAGAUCGCACCAUCAUCCUCUCCACCCACUACAUGGAUGAGGCUGACCUUCUCGGAGACCGCAUAGCCAUCAUCUCCCAGGGGAAGCUGUGCUGCUGCGGCUCCCCUCUCUUCCUCAAGGCCAAGCUGGGGAUGGGCUACUACCUCACCGUCGUCAAGAAGGAGGGACUGGAUACUCGAACCCCCAGUAGUGCCAGCGCUACCAAACUGCCCCCUGCCACAAAGGACAGCGACUCCUCCAUGAGUGACGACACAGGAUUGGGCAGUGAUGUUAGCGGCUCAGAUCUGGCCGCCCUGUUGGCCCUGGUGCAGCGUCACAUCCCCGGGGCCCGGCUGGUGGAGGACGUGGGGCGUGAGGCGGUCAUCAACCUGCCCCAGAAGUCGGUAGAGGACAGCAGCCUGGCCAUCUUCCUCACCGAGCUUGACAGGAGGCAAGCUGAUCUGGGCAUCACCAGCUACGGCCUGUCUGACACCACCCUGGAGGAGAUCUUUCUGAGAGUGGCUGAGGAGACGGGGGUGGACGUGGACCCAGAGGAGAGCCCGGGACAAGCCGACACGCCCCAGGGGCAGGGUCAAGGACAGGGUCAAGGACAGGGCUUGUCUGGAGAGCCAUCUGAGGAUCCAGGAAUGAAACGGCUUCGCAAGCAAGAGCCCCAGGAGACAGACCUGCUGAGCGGGGAUGGCCAUGGCGGAGUCCCUCUGACCGGGUGGGGCUUGACGUGGCAGCAGCUGCGUGCACUCUUCAUCAAGAGGUGGCUGUACGCCCUCCGCAGUCGCAGGGGCUUCUUCGCUCAGAUCGUGCUGCCUGCUGUGUUUGUGUUGAUUGCUUUGCUCUUCAGCCUCAUCGUCCCUCCGUUCGGAAAGUACCCCUCGCUCCAGCUGCAGCCCUGGAUGUAUGGCGAACAGUACACUUUCUUCAGCAACGAUGCCCCUGGGGAUCCUGCCAUUCAGAAUCUGCUGGAUGCCCUUCUCGACCGGCCUGGAUUUGGAACCAAGUGCAUGGAAAACAGCAUGGAUCCUCAAUGUUUGCAGGAGGAGGAAGGCAUGUUCAUGAGGCCCCAGAUUCUCUACUCCACCUGGCAGCUCUUCAACAGAGGCAACUGGACUGCAGACAAGCCCUCUCCUGACUGUGAGUGCAGCUCUGAGGAGGUCCGCAGGAUGCUACCAGACUGCCCCGAAGGAGCCGGAGGCAUCCCCCCUCCACAGAGCCAGAGAUUGACAGGGGAUAUCCUGCAGAAUAUGACCGGCCGCAAUAUCUCGGACUACCUGGUCAAGACUUACCCUCAGAUAAUGAAGAAAAGCCUAACUUCAGCCACUAAGAAGUGGAUCAAUGAAUUCAGAUAUGGGGGCUUCUCUCUGGGGGGCAGAGGCACUCAGGCUGUCCCACAGGCCUACCAAAUGGAGGACUCAGUCAUGUCUAUACGGUCACGUUACAGAGUGGCACAGAAUAGCUCAUUGGAUCAGCUCCUGGGUCGCCUACCAGAGUUUCUGGGUGGACUGAAUAGUCAGAACAAUGUUAAGGUGUGGUAUAACAACAAGGGUUGGCACGCCAUGGCAUCGUUUGUCAAUGUCAUGAACAAUGGCCUGCUCCGUGCCAGCCUGCCCCCAGGGCCAGAGCGAAUGAAGCAUGGCAUAACCGCCUACAACCACCCCCUCAACCUCACCAAGGAACAGCUCACUGAAAUUGCCAUGAUGACCACCUCAGUAGAUGUUCUGGUGUCCAUCUGUGUGAUCUUCUCCAUGUCCUUUGUGCCGGCCAGCUUCGUGCUGUUUCUCAUCGAGGAGAGGGUCAGCAAAGCCAAGCACCUUCAGUUUGUCAGCGGAGUCCGGCCCAUUCUCUACUGGCUGGCCAACUUCACCUGGGACAUGCUGAACUAUACAGUCCCGGCCACUAUGGUGGUCCUCAUCUUCAUUUGCUUCCAGCAACAGUCCUACGUGUCUGAAACCAACCUCCCUGCUCUGGUCCUGUUGCUCUUGCUUUAUGGCUGGUCUAUCACUCCUCUCAUGUAUCCAGCCUCCUUCCUGUUCAGUGUCCCCAGCACUGCCUAUGUUGUCCUCACCUCAAUCAACCUCUUUAUCGGGAUCAACGGCAGCAUCGCCACCUUUGUCUUGGAGCUGUUCGUAGAUCAGCACUUGAACGAUAUCAACAAGAUCCUAAAGAAAGUCUUCCUGAUCUUCCCCCACUUCUGUCUGGGCCGAGGCCUCAUCGACAUGGCUAAGAACCAGGCUAUGUCGGACGCUUUCCAGAGACUGGGCACAAAGCAGACCCUGGACCCCCUGGAAUGGGACUUUGUGGGGAAGAACUUGUUUGCCAUGGCUGUGGAGGGAGUCGUGUUCUUUCUCUUCACAAUACUGCUACAGUACAAGUUCUUCAUCAACUGCAGGCCCUGCUCAGAGCCUGAGCUGCCCCCUCUUGGCCCAGAGGACGAGGACAUCGCCAGGGAGAGAGAGAGGGUGAAGAGUGGGAAAGCCCAAGCCGAUAUACUCACCAUGAUGGACCUGAGUAAGGUGUACAAAGCUGGCAAGAAGCCAGCAGUGGAUCGUCUGUGUCUGGGUAUUCCUCGUGGGGAGUGCUUUGGGCUGCUGGGGGUAAACGGGGCUGGGAAGACCUCCACGUUUCGCAUGCUGACUGGAGACACAGCGAUCACCUAUGGAGAAGCAUUUCUCAGUCAUCACAGUGUGCUGACUGAGAUGGAGCGGGUCCACCAGCUGAUGGGCUACUGCCCCCAGUUUGAUGCCAUCUGCGACCUGCUGACUGGCAGGGAGCACCUGGAAUUCUACGCCAGGCUCCGAGGGGUGCCAGAGGAGUCUGUGGCCAAGGUGGCUCAAUGGGGAGUGAAGAAGCUGGGGCUGACCCAGUACGCAGAGCGAGAGGCCGGAGGCUACAGCGGAGGCAACAAACGCAAACUCUCCACUGCCAUCUCCCUGAUCGGAGCUCCUCCUGUUAUAUUCCUGGAUGAGCCCACCACUGGCAUGGAUCCCAAGGCCAAGAGAUUCCUGUGGAACUGCAUCCUGAGCGUCAUCAAGGAAGGAAGGGCCGUUGUUCUCACCUCCCACAGUAUGGAGGAAUGCGAAGCUCUCUGCACUCGAAUGGCCAUCAUGGUGAACGGAAGGUUCCAGUGUCUGGGCUCCGUUCAGCACCUUAAGAACAGGUUCGGGGACGGCUACACGAUCGUCCUGCGCCUGUCGGGGACCAAUCCACCCAAGCCUCCCGAGGACCCGUGCCCGGUGGACACCUACAUCAAGGGCUCCUUCCCGGGCAUCGAGCUAAAGGAGAGGCACCAGAACGUGCUGCAGUACCAGCUGCCCUCCAACGCCUGCUCCUUGGCGCGGGUCUUCGAUGUGCUUUCCAACAACCACGAGGAGCUGGGCAUUGCCGACUACUCAGUGUCACAGACCACCCUGGACCAGGUGUUUGUCAACUUUGCCAAGGAGCAGAGCGAUGAAGACCGGCUGAGGGAAGUGACGGUCAACGGUGGGACACCAGCACCUCAACCCAGAAGAGUGGCCCAGCCCACCCAACUAGGGCAGACAGCCAAACCAGCCCAAACAACCAAGCCUCUCCAGUCUGUCAAGUCCUCAGACGGCAGACCCAGAGAGACCAAACCAAACGGGGUCACGGACAGUGGCAUGGCGAUGACAAGCAGGCCACAGGAGAAGCCCGAGUCGAGCAGGGGAUCGAGCAGGGGAUCGAGCAGGGGAGAGAGCAGGGGAGAGAGCAGGAGAGAGUCGAGUAGUAGGAGGUCAAGCAGGGAAUCGUCCGCCAACGGAUCCAAGGGCACAAGGGAGACUUCAGGCAAUAAGGAUCCGACCAGUCUGUUCCUAGUGGGUAGCAACACACAAGACAGCAGUGUGUAAAGUUAUUGGGGCACAGCCCCCUGAAUGGACAGAACGGGAUCUCUGUGCCCCUGUGUCCUCUAGGAGAGGGGAGGGAAGUACUACCGGAUAGCUCCUCUAAUGUCUGGGUGUGGUGCCUUGUUCAUUCUCCAUCACAGCUAUAGUGUAGUGGUCCAAUACCUCCAAACUAGUUGUAUUCACCUCCAAUUACUUACAGGCACUUUCAUGGUUCAGGUCUUUCGUUUAUUAUUUACUUUUUAUUUGGCAUUUCAAUUUCCAAUGAAUGAUGAAAAAGUGGUGUUCCUCAUGUGUCAAUCAAAGAGUCUUUCAAUAUCUUAGCAUUUGCAUUUUGCCUAAAGCACUUUAACUGAGAAAUGCUGCACACAAUCUUACCGAUGAUUUGUUACAUUAUCGCUGAAGAUGUUCAGGGCAACAAAAUCAUCGUCAAUAUCUUUUCACAUUGGUCUCAUGUUUUGCACAGAGACAAAAACAUAUUUUUUUCUGGUGUCCAGUCACUUUUAUUAUUUGACGCUAAAAACGUAGUUUACUUGCACUGGCACAACAUUGAGAUGUACAGUUACCAGACUGCGUACCAGACUCCAAACACUGCCUUCAUUAGGUCAACUGUUGUUUUUAUAUUUGUUUUUUAUCUUUCAAUUGGGCUCAUGUUAUACUGAAUGGAACUUGAGAAAAAAAAUAUGUAGCUGUAAAUCCAAAGCAGUUUACUACUGUACUGUAGUCUGACGUAUUGGCGAGAUUGUUACAAUAACUGAUAGGCAUGUGUAGAAUAUCUGUACAUACAAUUGAAUGUAUGGUCUUAUGAUGUAUAUUAUGCUUGAACAUUCAUACUUGAAUAUGUGUGUGAUUAUUUA
Messenger RNA from Coregonus clupeaformis (lake whitefish), 8090 nucleotides. RefSeq names its product ATP-binding cassette, sub-family A (ABC1), member 7 (gene abca7). Gene Ontology annotation, cellular component: intracellular membrane-bounded organelle; membrane. NCBI's taxonomy places the organism in Eukaryota, Metazoa, Chordata, Actinopteri, Salmoniformes, Salmonidae. Gene Ontology annotation, molecular function: ATP binding; ATP hydrolysis activity; ABC-type transporter activity. Gene Ontology annotation, biological process: transmembrane transport; lipid transport. The coding region runs from base 130 to 7239 and encodes 2369 amino acids. The record is from RefSeq and is a predicted model, not a curated record. The transcript has 50 exons.